AUGCGCACUCUCACGCGCGCUCACGCGCGCUCUCACGCGCAAUCUCACGCACACUCUCGCAAUCACUCUUACGCGCACUCUCACGCGCUCUCUCACACGCUCCCCACGCGUCUCUCACGAGCUCUCUCACACGCUGUCUCACGCGCUCUCACGCGCACUCUAACGCGCUCUCUCACGCGCACUCUAACGUGCUCUCUCACGCGCGCUUUCAUAAGCUCUCUCACACCCACUCACACACUCUCUCACGCGCACUCUAACGCGCUCUCUCAUGCGCUCUCUCACGCGCUCCCUCAUGCGCUCUCUCACGCGCUCUCUUACACACUCUCUCACGUGCGCACUCUUACACGCUCUCUCACAUGCACUCUCAUGCGCACACUCACGCGCACUAUCACACGCUCUCUCACGCGCUCACUCACGCGCGCUCUCACGCGCACACUCACGCGCUCUCUCACGCGCACUCUACGCGUGCACUCUCACAUGCGCACUCUCACACGCACUCUCACGCGCACUCUCACGCGCUCCCUCACCUGCCCUCUCACGCGGCCUCUCACACGCUCUCACGCGCACACGCACUCUCACGCGCACACUCACGCGCACUAUCACACGCUCUCUCACGCGCUCACUCACGCGCGCUCUCACGCGCACACUCACGCGCUCUCCCACGCGCACUCUACGCGUGCACUCUCACAUGCGCACUCUCACACGCACUCUCACGCGCACUCUCACGCGCUCCCUCACCUGCCCUCUCACGCGGCCUCUCACACGCUCUCUCACGCGCACACGCACUCUCACGCGCUCUCUCACGCGCACUCACGCGCUCCCUCACACUCUCUACACGUGCGCACUCUUACACGCUCGCUCACACGCACUCUCACGCACACAUUCAUGCGCACUCUCAUGCGCUCUCUCACGCGCUCUCUCACGCGCGCUCUUACGUGCACACUCAUGCGCUCUCUCACGCGCACUCUACGCGUGCACUCUCACAUGCGCACUCUCACGCACACUCUCACGCGCACUCUCACGCGCACUCUCACGCACUCUCUCGUGCACUCUCAAGCGCACUCUCACACGCACUCUCUCGCACACCCUCACGCGCUCUCUCACGUGCGCACUCUCACGCGCACUCUCACGCGCACUUUCACGCGCUCUCUCACAUGCCCUCUCACGCGGCCUCUCACACGCACUCUCACACGCACCCUCACACACAAUCUCACGCCCUCUCCCACGCGCUCUUUCACGCGCACUCUCACGCACGCGCUCCCUCACACUCUCCCUCACACGUCUCUCACGCGCUCUCUCAUACGAUCUCUCACGUGCUCUCACGUGCUCUCAUACGCACUCUCACGCGCUCUCUCAUGCGCUACGCGCUCUCUCACGUGCUCUCUCACCUGCCCUCUCACGUGGCCUCUUACGUGGCCUCUCGCGCACUCUCACGCGCUCUCUCACGCGCUCUCUCACGCGCACACGCACUCUCACGCGCUCUCUCACGCGCUCUCUCACGCGCACACGCACUCUCACGCGCUCUCUCACGCGCUCUCUCACGCACACUCUCACGCGCUCUCUCACGCGCUCUCUCACGCGCACUCUCACGCACACUCUCACGCGCUCUCUCACGUGCACACGCACUCUCACGCGCACUCUCAUGCGCUCUCUCACGCGCUCUAUCACGCGCUCUCUCACGCGCUCUCUCACGCGCACUCUCACGUGCACUCUCACGCGCUCUCUCACGUGCACACGCACUCUCACGCGCACUCUCACGCGCUCUCUCACGCGCUCUCUCACGCGCUCUCUCACGCGCACUCUCACGCGCACUCUCACAAGCUCCGUCACGCGCUCUCUCACGCGCGCUCUCGCGCGCACUCUUACGCGCACUCUCACGCGCUCUCUCGCGCGCACUCUCACACGCUCUCACGUGCGCUCUCUCAUGCGCACUCUCAAGCCCUCCCUCACGCGCUCCCUCACGCGCUCUCUCACGCGCUCCCUCACGUGCGCACUUUCACGCGCACUCUCACGCUCUCUCUCACGCGCACUCUCACGCGCGCACUCUCACGCGCACUCUCACGCUCUCUCUCACGCGCACUCUCAUGCGCGCACUCUCACGCGCACUCUCACGCGCUCUAUCACGCGCUCUAUCACGCGCACUCUCACGCACAAUCUCGCGCGCGCACUCUUAGGCGCUCUCUCACGCUCUCUCUCACGCAAUCUCUCACGCUCUCCCUCGCGUUCCGCGACAGCGGGGAGGAGGGAGAGGCGACGGCGGGGAGGAGGGAGAGGCGACGGAGGGUAGGAGGGAGAGGCGUCGGCGGGGAGGAGGGAGAGGCGACGGCGGGGAGGAGGGAGACGCGGCGACAGGGAGGAGGGAGAGGCGACGGCGGGGAGGAGGGAGAGGCGACGGCGGGGAGGAGGGAGAGGCGACGGCGGGGAGGAGGGAGAGGCGACAACGGGGAGGAGGGAGAGGCGACGGCGGGGAGGAGGGAGAGGCGACGGCGGGGAGGAGGGAGAGGCGACGGCGGGAAGGAGGGAGAUGCGACGGCGGGGAGGAGGGAGAGGGGAUGGCGGGGUGGGAUGGAGAGUGGAUGGCGGGGUGGGAGGGAGCAGCGAUGGAAAGGUGGGAGGGAGAGGCGAUGA
Messenger RNA from Closterium sp. NIES-65, 2628 nucleotides. Lineage: Eukaryota; Viridiplantae; Streptophyta; Zygnematophyceae; Desmidiales; Closteriaceae. The record is from the annotation of a GenBank genome assembly.